GUAAGUAAGGUUAUGUUAAGUGGUUCUUCUCCAGAAAUAUAUAAUAUAUUAUAGAUGUUCUUCGCAAAAUAUAUUUAAAUAAAAUUACGAUAUAAGGUAUAUAAGGAAUCGAAAUAUCUAUUAAUAUAUUUAAGAAGGUUAUGGUGGCAAAGAUGUCUGAAAUAUCAACAAACAUAUGUAGACUUUGUUUGCAAACUAUUCAGGAUUUGAAAGUUGUUAAUGAUUCAGAAAUAGAUAUCAUUCAAAUAGUUUUGCCUCAAAUAGAUUUGAACUGUACUGAUAAUCAUGUGAUAUGUGAAGACUGUACAGAGUUACUUCAACAAUCAUUUGCAUUUAAGUCGAAAUGUCUGGAAAUUGAGGAUAGUAUUCACGAUUUCACAAAUGAUAACAAGGAUCAAGUCAAUUUGGAAAAAGUAUUAGGUAUCGAUGAAGAUGAUUCGAAAAAAAUCUGCAGGACUUGUUUGGGUUAUUUAGAAAGUAAUGCCUUUACGAAACUUGACAGGGCAAAUGAGUUGAAAUUAAUAAUGGAACAGUGUCUACCAGAAAUGGAUGUUGAAUUGACACUAAACCCAGUUAUCUGCCAACUUUGCGAAGAGUUAUUGAAGCAAAUGUAUAAUUUUGUAACAUUAUGUAUCCAAAAUGAUGAAAAAAUAAAUCAGUUAUAUUUUAAACAAAAUGGUAAUCUGAAUUUGGGUAAUACAGUCCAAUAUGAACUGAAUAAAGAUAUUCCACCUAAUAUGGAACCAAACCCUGCAUGUAGUGAAACUAAUAUAAAGGAAAAUUCCGGUACAACUAUUGAAGACUGUGUUUUGGUACCUGAAGUACAAAAUAUGCAUUUAGCGUCCAGUAGCAAUGGACACGAUGAAAUUUAUAUUAUCUCUGACACUGAAGAAGAUACUAAUAGCACGGAAACUACAAUUGAUAUUAAACGAGGUAAGAAAAGAUGUGCAUCAAAGGAAGUAGACACUGAUGCUUCAACAAAUAUAUCAGAAGACGAAUGGCUGUCUCCCUAUAAAAGGAAAAGAUCACGAAAAACAAAAGUUAAUGUAGACCCUAAACAAAUGAUAUUCUGCAAAUACUGCUAUUACAGGGCAGUAAGUGAAAUUGCUGUUAGAAAGCAUAUACCGUCUUGUCCAAGGAAUCCAUUAUUAAAGGGAAGUUUAUUGGCUAAUAACUUGGUAUCAGCUAAAGGAAAAAGCAAAAGAAAACCAAGGAGAAACACAAAACCAAAGAAGAAAAAUAUCACUAAAUAUAAUGUAACAAUAGUAAACAUCAUUACAAAUAACACGACAAAGACUGCAGAAAAAACAGGCCAGUUAACUGAUAUACCAAGGAUCAUGGACGAAAUUGGCAGUAAAACAGUUACCAUUGAUGAUUCCUUAACAGUGGAGACAGAAAUUGUCUUAAACGAGUUCCCCCUUACAGAAAAAGAAGGAAUUCUUGCUAUACCAAAGAGCGCACCUGACACUUACAGUCCCCUAGAAGGGACAAAAAUAGACUAUUCGACAAUGAAAAGCGAGGUGAUCAACAGCAAAGAAAAAGAGAAAGAGAUCGAGCUGGCAAUCAAGAGGAACAAGAAGAAACUUUUCUCCCAACUGGAGAUCCUGACGUGUAAUUACUGCUGUUUUAACUCGAGAUCCAACCUUAAGAUGGCGCUGCAUUGUUCGUCGCAUUCAACCAGUAGCAAAAAUACAGUAAAUUACACCAAGGGUUAUAAAGCUGCAUUCUAUUGUGUAAACUGUACGAAUAUGUUCAGGACGGCACAGUGUUUGCACAACCACAUCAGUUCGUGUCCGCCGGUAUCUGACAAUGAAGUGUUUCUAUUUAAGGUCGGUAAAGUGAUGCACUGUGCAAAGUGUUACUUCGAUUCGGACGAUACAAAGCUUGUCAUAGAGCAUUUACUGAGAUGUGGCAAUAUGAAUGAGGAACGGUGAAAUUUGUGAUAUGAUUCAUUGCCAUAAAUCGAAUUAAGUAUUAUUUUUAUGUAAUAGGUUGGAUUUGAGGUAGCUAUUUAAACGUAUCAUGUCGAAUUACGUGGAUUUAAAGUGUUUAAGUUGAAAUUAAAGAAACUAUUUUUGAGCAUAACCACAAAACCAAUUAUCUUCAAAUUUUUGUUUUGAAAUAAAAAGUUACGCCACUGGCCUUAACCUAGACAGAAAUAUUUGAAAAUAUUUCAUAAUUUGUGGUAUUUUUCCAUCUUUUUACUAGCACUAUUGUACUUCAUCGUCAUUGUUGAACCGAAAACAGAAAGAUGUGAAUCUUUUUAGGUGCUUUGUAGAGAAUAAAUAGCCAUUGUUUUAUAUGGACGUCAUAUUGUAUUUUGAUAUAUUUGAAUUCAUUUCAUAUUUUUGGUCAUGAUGAAAUUUUACCUGUUACGAUUUGGGUAUCGGUCUUCAACAUCACUGCUUGUAUAUCUAUGCCUGUGCAGUACAUUAGGGAGAUGGGUGGGAGGUCUCUCUUGCGUUGCAGUGAUGUCAGUACAACCGUGUGUGCGCCUCUAGUUCUGUGGAGUGUUGUAGUAGGUGUGGCUUCAGAUACAUCUCCCGCACCACUGCAAUAUUUUUUUAAUUUCAACUUAAACAUCGUACUCGCAAGAGAAGGAACUUUUGACGAAGGUAUAUUUGGCCUCAAGAUUAUCCAAGAAUUUGUGGUCCUUCAUGUAAAUACCCUGUAUUAAGGAAAAGUUGCAUGAAAAAACAGAAGUUCCAAACUAAAAAUUAAACAGCUGCUUCAAAUUAUUAUUUAUACAUUGUAGGCAGUCUUGUCAGAUUUUAAUCUUUUAUUUAGUCAUUGUGGUUAAUUUUUAUUUAUAUGCAGCAAUUUUUUUAAUUUGUUUUCUUGUUAAGUUUAACAAAGCCUCUGAUAUUUACUUUUUACAGAAUUCGUAAGGUCACUUUUACUCAUUUUGUUCCGU
This is a messenger RNA of Anoplophora glabripennis (Asian longhorned beetle), 2914 nucleotides long. RefSeq lists its product as uncharacterized. The transcript has 4 exons. Gene Ontology annotation, cellular component: nucleus. Gene Ontology annotation, molecular function: zinc ion binding. Lineage: Eukaryota; Metazoa; Arthropoda; Insecta; Coleoptera; Cerambycidae. The record is from RefSeq and is a predicted model, not a curated record. Bases 141 to 1934 code for a protein of 597 amino acids.